AUGCCAAGGCAACCACUCACAGAUAUUGAAUGGCGACUUAGUCUGCAACGUCGGAGAAUGUUGGAUGCUGAACGGAAACGUCGUUUACGUGAGGAUGAUGCAUAUAGAGUAUUGGAGCGAGCAAGAAAUCGCGAAGCACGUCGUAGUCAACGGAAAAAUCCUAAAUUUCGAGAAGCAGAACGUGCUCGAGCACAUGCUUAUUACAUGUCCCUUUCUUCCACAGCAACUAAUGAAGGUAUUAUGUGCGGUUCGUGUGGCUUAAUUUUGAAACAUGUGAAAGCUCUUCGAACACAUCGUGCAGAAUUCCAUCCCAGACAGAGGAUGUCCUUAGAAAAUAUAUUCAAGUCUUCUUCAAAAUCACAGUCUAACGAUGGUAGUGCUGUUGAUUUUAGUAAAUUAGUAAUGAAUGCUAUAAAAAAAGAAGGUUCAGGCAGUAAUAGUAGUGAAAAAGGGUCCGAAAAAAGUGAAAUGAAUGCCCUUGCAGGAACUAUUGAACGUAUUGAUUCUGUUGAAUAUUCAUUGGUAGAUUUUUAUGGGCCUAUAUUUUCUGAUGUGGAAGCAGCGGUAAACAGAAUGUUAUCAUGCAAAUUAAAGAAGCACCGAUCUUACGAUUUACAAACACAUUUGGCUAUUGAGGCUAAACUGGGCGAAUUGCGUGAAUAUGUUCUUGAGACGGAGAAGGCUGUUGAAAAACUUAUUGCAUAUGGAGCUGCUUCCUCGAAUUUCAUGGAAGAAAAGAAGCUUUCUACACCUUCAGAUUUAAUUUGUGCAUUGAGGCAUUUCAUUUUUCACGGUAUGCCACCACUGGCACCUAAUGAUUUGCUUCUUGAAAGUGACGAAAUUAAACGGGAAGAACUGCAUGCAACUAAUGACGGUAGUACGGAGAAACCGUUGGAAAACUCAUCAAAGCAGAUGGAUAUUGAUGAAUUGCGAAAGCAGUUGCAGUUAUCUCAAAAACGUGAAAAUUUAGCUAAUUUAAGAUUGGCAGUCAAGGAGAAGCAAUUACGCGAUUUAAUGGAUGAAAAUGAAUCGAUGAAACGUAAUGCGAGUGACGAGAAUAAAGCAGAUUGUACGUUGGUUGAUCAAGCAAUUGGAGUGAUGUUUUCUGCAAUGCGUGAUGAAAUUCGCAAGGUCCGUAAAGAUGCUAAAUUAGCAACACUUGAAUUAAGGGCUCUCAAAAAUGGACCAGAAAGCAGUGAUGCGAAGGCGUUGGCAACACUAUGUAGAAGACUAGAGAAAGAGAAUGCCGAACUUAAAAAUGAGGGGACCAGAACAACUCGUUUAGAAACUGUGUUGAGUUAUUGUCGAAAAACUGUUGAAGGUUUAAGAAAGCGUUGUCGAGCGGAACGUGAUGAAGAAGUAAAACGCUUGCAAGCAGAAUUAGCUCGUGCACAUGAAGAAAAUACGCGGUUGCAGAAAAAUGUGGGUGCCAUUCGAACACUGCAAACACAAGGGGAUAACCAAAUUUCCGGACAGUACGGUGUUAUAGGCAAUGAUUAUCAUGGCAGUGUCAGCGUUGUUACUAAUGAGAACAUCGAAGAGGUUGUAUCAGUAUCCAGUCGAGAAUCAACACAUGAAGAGAUGGAAUUUGACGACCAAGUUGAUCGAGUGCUGACGCCUGGAGCUAGUGCUGUCGAAGCAGUCAAUGUUUCCAGUCCUGAGUCAGUUCAUGGAGCACCCGAACCAGAAACAAUAUCCAGCGAUGAGCAAGAUGUUGCUGAUGUAUCAUCUAGCAAAGACUCAUCCAUUAUGGAGGGCUGUUCUUAG
This is a messenger RNA of Acanthocheilonema viteae, 1767 nucleotides long. Lineage: Eukaryota; Metazoa; Nematoda; Chromadorea; Rhabditida; Onchocercidae. The record is from the annotation of a GenBank genome assembly.